AUGGCAACACAAUCAGCUCUCCUCAUUGGAGAAAUCACACACGCGCGCAAGGAGUGGGAGAGUAUCUCAUCUCUGUUGACCUUGAAGGAAUUCCCCAGCGGAACCAGAGAAGAGUUCAUUGAAAACUGCAAGGCUGGCAAGUACGACGAUGUAGUCGCCCUCUACCGUUCCAACAACUCCACCAAGUACACCGGUCCGUUCAACGCAGAGAUGCUCGAAGUCCUGCCUAAAUCUCUCAAGUACAUCUGCCACAACGGCGCGGGAUACGACAACAUCGAUGUUGCCGCCUGCACGAAGAAGAACAUCGCUGUGUCCAGCACUCCAGUCGCCGUCAACGAUGCGACAGCCGACGUGGGCAUUUUCCUGAUGAUCGGCGCUCUGCGCCAGGCUCAUAUUCCUAUUACUGCUCUCCGGGAAGGAAAGUGGCAAGGCCCGAUCACCGCAGGAGGAAAGGAGUACAGAACUACCCUGGGCCAUGACCCCAAGAACAAGGUCCUCGGAAUUCUGGGCAUGGGAGGCAUCGGACGGGAAAUGGCAAUCCGCGCCAAGGCCUUCGGAAUGAAGAUUCAGUACCACAACCGAUCCCGUCUACCAGCCGAGCUGGAAGUUGGCGCGACCUACGUCUCGUUUGACGAAUUGCUCGCCAGUUCGGACGUGCUCAGCUUGAACUUGGCUUUGAACGCAUCUACGCGCCACAUCAUCGGAGCGACCGAGUUCACUAAGAUGAAGGAUGGUGUCGUGAUUGUUAACACGGCGCGUGGUGCGCUGAUUGAUGAGAAGGCGUUGGUUGCGGCGCUUGACUCUGGCAAGGUGCGCUCUGCUGGUCUGGAUGUGUAUGAGUGCGAGCCGCAAAUUGAACCCGGCCUUGUUAGCAACCCUAAUGUUAUGUUGCUGCCCCAUAUUGGUACUGGAACCUAUGAGACUCAGAAGGAAAUGGAGAUUCUGGUGCUGGAUAACCUGCGGUCGGCUGUUCAGAAGGGUGAGCUUAUUACACAGUGGCUCAAGCGAGAGCCGGACGACGACGAAAAGCGACAACAACUCAUCACCGAGGACCAUCACACCCCCCUCGCCAACUCCUUCAAGAUGGUCCGUUACGCCGCCCAGGAGAUCUCGGAGGCCAAGAGCGCCCGCGCGCGCGGCUCUUACCUCCGUGUCAGCUUCAAGAACACCCGUGAGACCGCCCAGGCCGUCAACGGCAUGAAGCUGUCCAAGGCCCUCACUUUCCUCGAGAACGUCACCACCAAGACCAUGGCCGUUCCCAUGCGCCGCUACGCUGGCUCCACCGGUCGCACUGCUCAGGGCAAGCAGUUCGGUGUCUCCAAGGCCCGCUGGCCCGUCAAGUCCGCUGAGCACAUCAUUGAUCUGCUCAAGAACGCUGAGGCCAACGCCGAUGGCAAGGGUCUCGACACCAGCGCCUUGAUCAUCAAGCGCAUCCAGGUCAACCAGGCCCCCAAGGGUCGCCGCCGCACUUACCGUGCUCACGGUCGUAUCAACCCCUACAUGACCAACCCCUGCCACAUCGAGCUUAUCCUCACCGAGGCUGCCGAGGAGGUCAAGAAGGCCACCGAGGACAAGAAGGUCCGUCUCUCUACCCGCCAGCGUGGUACCCAGAUCCGCCGUGCUCUCAUUGAGGCAUAAACGGAUUGCCAUAAGAAGGUGUGAGGGGACGUGAUGUGAAAAGAUUUUUGCGGUGGACGGGAAGGAUCGGAGUUCUGUGCAUCAGCUGUGUAUGUUGGAACGGAAUCGAUACCGGAUCAUACAAGAUUUUAAGGUCAUGGCGCCAACACUCGGAGGAGAACCCAAUAAAAAGUUUAAACGAUAUGGCCCAGGGUGAUGGAAAUAGGAUUCUGUACUUCCCGAUCCAAUCAUGAUACAAACGUGGUUCUUUCUCCGUGACUCUAUCGAGUGUUUUUUUCUCUUUUGAUAGAGAGUGUUUCUCCGUUUCUGUCUUGUCUAGCUGCACACCUCUGUCGAGGUUCCGAUCUUUCGGUCAUAUAUGAU
Penicillium verrucosum is the source of this 2001-nucleotide messenger RNA. RefSeq names its product fused D-mandelate dehydrogenase faamily protein/uL22 family ribosomal protein. NCBI's taxonomy places the organism in Eukaryota, Fungi, Ascomycota, Eurotiomycetes, Eurotiales, Aspergillaceae. The record is from RefSeq and is a predicted model, not a curated record. Gene Ontology annotation, molecular function: glyoxylate reductase (NADPH) activity; NAD binding; structural constituent of ribosome. The transcript is spliced from 10 exons. The coding region runs from base 1 to 1638 and encodes 545 amino acids. Gene Ontology annotation, biological process: translation. Gene Ontology annotation, cellular component: ribosome; large ribosomal subunit; cytosol.